Messenger RNA from Tachyglossus aculeatus (Australian echidna), 3390 nucleotides. RefSeq names its product myocardin (gene MYOCD). Lineage: Eukaryota; Metazoa; Chordata; Mammalia; Monotremata; Tachyglossidae. Bases 72 to 2975 code for a protein of 967 amino acids. The transcript has 13 exons. Gene Ontology annotation, biological process: cardiac muscle cell differentiation; smooth muscle cell differentiation. The record is from RefSeq and is a predicted model, not a curated record.
CUGAUUCGGGACCAGCCGGGAACCGCUUCCCAGAGGUAAAGGAAUCCAGAACGGGCCGCUCCGGAGGGGGGAUGAAUGGUGGGAUCCAAAAGGAGCCUUCGGACCAGAAAAGGGCGGCCGACGGGAAAGACGGAGGGGCGAAACCCCGAGACCAUGGCGCCCGGGACGGCGGAGACGGGAUCGUACAGAACCAUCGCCGCUCGCCUCCGGGGACCGACGGGAAAAACGUUUUGCAGUUACGACUCCAGCAGAGGAGGACGCAGGAGCAGCUGGCCGACCAAAGCAUCAUGCCCCCGCUGAAAAGCCCACCUGCAUUCCAUGACCAAAGGAAAAGUCUGGAGCGAGGAAAGGCUGAAGCCCACCUCAAGCACAAGAUUCGGGCGCGGCCCGGGUGUUCCCGCGUGGCGAACAUGCACAUCUUACCAGACUCAGCCGUAGAGGGUUCCGUUCCAGCUACUCAGAUGAAGCUGAAAAGAGCUCGACUGGCAGAUGAUCUGAAUGAAAAAAUUGCUCUCCGGCCAGGCCCUUUAGAGCUGGUGGAGAAGAAUAUCAUUCCCGUUGAUUCUGCUGUGAAAGAGGCCAUAAAAGGCAGCCACGUGAACUUCUCCAAACCGGCCGACGCCUUCGCCUUCGAGGAGGACAGCAGCAACGAUGGACGCAGCGACGACUCUCGGGGCUCAGCGGGGUCGCCCCCUGACCCCAAGGCUCCGGAGACGCCGUUGCCGGCCCCCGCGGGGACCCUGCAGGACGAGCCUCCGGACCCUGAAAAUGACAAGAAGGAGGGAGCGGCCUUGGCGCUCAGCCAGCCAGAAGGCCUGAAGCAGGGCGGCCCCCUGAGCUCCCCAAUCCCCGUGCCCGCGGUGGUGAAGGCCAAGUCCUCCGGCGACAGCAAGCACCGCCACAAGAAGCCCAAGGACACCAAGCCCAAGGUGAAGAAGCUGAAAUAUCACCAGUACAUCCCGCCGGACCAGAAAGCGGAGAAGUCUCCGCCGCCCAUGGACUCGGCCUACGCCCGCCUCCUCCAGCAGCAGCAGCUCUUCCUCCAGCUUCAGAUCCUCAGCCAGCAACAGCCGCAGCAUUUUGCCUACACGGGCCUCCCCCAGGCCCAUCUGAAGGAGCCGAGCGAGCAGCUGUGCAGAAAUCCCAGCUCCGCAUCGUCGGCGAGCGUGGUGGGAAGCACCCCGCUGUCUCCCGUCAAAACCACUUUCGCUGGUCCGACCGGUAUUUCCGCAGUCAAGCCCGGCCCCUUGCCGGCCAACCUGGAUGACCUGAAGGUGUCCGAGCUGCGCCAACAGCUCCGGCUCCGCGGCCUGCCCGUGUCGGGCACCAAGACGGCCCUGAUGGACCGCCUGCGACCCUUCCAGGACGGCGGCGGCGGGCCCCCGGCCGGCUUCGGCGAGGUCACCACGGUGACCUUCCCGGUGACCCCCAGCGGCCCCCUGCCCGGCUAUCCGGCCCUGCCCAGCAGCGUGCUGUCCAACGGCUUCUACCACUUCGGGAGCACCAGCUCCACGCCGCCCAUCUCCCCGGCCUCCUCCGACCUGUCCGUCGGCGGGUCCCUGCCCGACGCCUUCACCGACGGGCAGCUGGCGUCCCCCCAGUUCUGUCUGCAGCCCUCGCCGGUCCACGUCUGCGCGGAGGAGAGCCUCCUCGGCGGCCUCAGCGCCGGGGGCGGCCAGCCGGAGCCCGACGGGCCGGAGGCGGAGAAGGACAAGAUGCUGGUGGAGAAGCAGAAGGUGAUCAACGAGCUGACCCGGAAGCUCCAGUGGGAACAGAGGCAGGUGGAGGAGCUGCGCCUGCAGCUCCAGAAGCAAAAGAGAAACGGCGGUCCCGACGAGAAGCCGCCGCCCUGCUUCUUUGGGGUCCCCGUGAAGGAGGAGGACGCCGGGGCUAGUUGUCCGUUCGCCGCCAAGCCGGCCCCCGGGGACGGCCGGGCGGGCGGCGCGGAGGCGCUAAGUACUCGCGGCCCGGCCCCGCCGCCCCUCCGGCCCGUCGGCCGGCACGCCGACCCGGCCGGGCAGAGCGGCCUGCUGUCGUCGACGUUCCUCAGCCCGCAGAGUUCUCCCCAGGACUCGCCCCUGGGAGCCGUGAAAAGCCCCCAGCACAUCAGCCUGCCCCCGUCUCCCAACGGCCACUACCUGCUCGCGCUGCCCGCCCAGGGAGAGGGACGCGGUGGGUCCCCUCAGGCCGGCGGCCAGCUGCGCCCGGCUCAGACCUCAGGAGCCCAGGAGGGCAGCCCCGUGGCUUUCGCUGCCAGCCAGCCCGGUCUGGCCGCGCCGUUCUGUGGCGCCCAGGCCGAGGGCGGCCACGGCCGUGGUGAUGCCAGCUCCUCCAAGAAUCCCGCUCUGCAGCACAAGCAGCUAACUCGGAGCCAGCAGAUGGAUGAGAUCCUGGACGUCCUCAUUGAGAGCGGAGAAAUGCCAGCCAACGCCAGGGAGGACCGCUCCUGCCUCCAGAAAGGCGCCCCGAUGUCCCGGCCGGCCCGGCCCCCCGGCCCCCCGCUCCCCAGAGCCUCCUCCCCGUUCGCACCCAGCCCGGCCCCGCUCCACUUCGACCCCUGCGCCCCCGGCAGCGACAACCACUUCGACGUCUUACUGAAUUCCCACAGCCCGCUGGGGAAGGCGGGAGACCUCGCGCUCCUCAAGAUGGGCGGCGAGGAGCCCCAGUUCGAAGGGAUGAUGGACGCGUUCCCCGGCAAGGCCGCGGCCGAGCUGCUGGACCCCCACGAGGUCCUGCACGCGCCCCCGUCCGCCUCCUCGUCGUCGUCCUCCCUGGCCGAGGGCGGGGGCCUGCCCGGCAGCUUCACCGAGUCCCCCUGGGAGACCAUGGAGUGGCUGGACCUCACGCCGCCCAGCUCGGCCGCCGGCUUCGGCUCGGCGGCGGCCCCGGGCCCCAACCUCUUCAACAUCGAUUUCCUGGACGUCGCCGAUCUCAACCUGAACGCCGGCAUGGACCUUCACCUCCAGCAGUGGUGAGGCGGCCCCGGGGCCUGCGGCGGUCCUGACCCCUCGCCCCCGGGCCCGGACCCCGGCGGUGGAGCCGGGGGAGGGAUGCUGACGUUCAUAGCGUUCUCCCCCUCCCUCCCUUCCCCCCCCCCGAGGACCUCGGCCCCCCGGAAGACUGAGAGGGGGCCGCGGAGGCUUCCCUAGCCCCCAGCGAGACAGGCUGACUGCGUUCCGGGCCUGCCCGUGUGUCGGGCCGGGGUCGCACGAGUCUGGGGUCUCUGCGGGCCCAAGAUGCCGGGUGACUCCGGCUGGCUGGGGACGGCCAGGAUUUUCCUCCAGCUCGGGCGGUGGGGUAACGCCCUGGCGGUCCCGGCCAGCGACCGGAGGGGCUCACGGGAAGAAGAGGAGGAAAGGGCACGUGGCUGGGCCUUGGGUCGCCUGCCUG